AUGAAUACGGUCAAAUCAUUCUGGGUAGGAUGGGGAGCGCUCUGUGUUGCCGGUGGCGGCGCAUACUACUUCGCAAAGAAAUCCAUCAACGAAGACCGAGCAGCACGAUUCGAUGCCGACCGACGCCGGAGGCAGAGACAGGCGGAUCUUGAGUACUCCAGUCAACAAGCAGCCAAAAUAAACCCAGCGUCCGAAUCAGCACCAAGAUCUGAUCAUUCUGGAUCGCCAAGUCAAGAGGCAACUCUUGAUCCGGCACCUACGAGACACGCCCCGGAGAGUGAAGGCCAGCGAGUACGAGAGAAGAGCAAAUACGAAGCAUCAGAACCUUUUAGAGCGAGGAAGGGUGAUAGGUUUAGUUGA
Molecule: messenger RNA, 360 nt
Organism: Glarea lozoyensis ATCC 20868
Lineage: Eukaryota; Fungi; Ascomycota; Leotiomycetes; Helotiales; Helotiaceae
Exons: 4
Coding region: 1-360 (119 amino acids)
Source: RefSeq, a predicted model, not a curated record